Aspergillus thermomutatus is the source of this 1587-nucleotide messenger RNA. RefSeq lists its product as uncharacterized. The record is from RefSeq and is a predicted model, not a curated record. Gene Ontology annotation, molecular function: lyase activity. NCBI's taxonomy places the organism in Eukaryota, Fungi, Ascomycota, Eurotiomycetes, Eurotiales, Aspergillaceae. Gene Ontology annotation, cellular component: periplasmic space. The transcript has a single exon. Bases 1 to 1587 code for a protein of 528 amino acids.
AUGCUAGUUACUCUGCCUUUCCUUAUUCCCUUGCUUCCUCUUGCCUCAAGCUUCGUCCAUCCUGGUCUUCUUGUCUCUGACAGCGAUAUCACUCGCGCCCAGCAAAAGAUCAAAUCUAACGAGGACCCAUGGACCGCCUCCUGGAACGUCCUGACCAGUCUCCCUUUUUCUGACCCAAGCUACGUCGCUUCCCCUGUCAGCGUUGUCUAUCGGAGUGCCUGGGACGACAACGCGGAGAACGCAGAGAACCUGUGGCACGACGUCGCAGCUGCAUUCAAUCUUGCCUUGCGCUGGAAGAUCUCCUCUAACACCAGCUUCGCCGAUGCAGCAAGCAACAUACUCGAUGCAUGGGCGACCACCCUAACCGCGCUCGGCGGCGGCGAUGACAAGUACCUCACGGCUGGACUGCAGGGGUACGAGCUCGCCAACGCAGCCGAGCUUCUCCGUGACUACGAACCUUUUGCAACAAAUGUCCUUCCUUCCGUAAUCAAUAUGGCCAAUACGAUCUUCAUUCCAAUGCACUACAAGUGGCUGCACCAUGAGGAGCCAUCGGAGCAUAAUAUCCUCCACUUCUUUGCGAACUGGGAGCUGUGCAAUAUCGCUUCGGCUAUGGCCAUGGGGGUUUUAACGGAGAACCAGACGGUAUGGGACUUUGCAGUGAAUUAUUUCAAGGAAGGGGACGGGAACGGCGCAAUCAACAAUGCUAUCACUGAUAUUGUCCGAGAGCCCGGGACAGGUACGCCUCUUGGCCAGGGCCAGGAGUCCGGUCGGGACCAGGGCCAUUCAGCAUUGGAUAUUCAAUUACUUGCGGCGAUUGGACAGCAGGCUUGGAACCAAGGGGAGGAUUUAUUUGGUUUCAAUGAUAGCCGUAUUCUGAGAGGGUCAGCAGAACAGUCCCGUGUCCCGUCGACUUCCCAAACUGAUGUAUCCUAUAGAGCAGAGUACUGGGCCCGGUAUAAUCUGGGACACGACGUCCCCUUCGUUCCUUACACCAACGGCAUCGUCAGCUAUACGGAGAUCAGCAAUGCGUCUCGCGGUGCGAUGCGACCCACCUGGGAGCUGCUCUAUAGCCAUUACGUGAUGAUCAAAGGAGUGGAUGCACCCUGGACGACCUUGUUCCUCAACGAGUCUCUCAACUAUUAUGGGGGUGCAGAGGGCGGUGCAGGCUCCUGGGGCGAGGGAUCGGGUCAUUAUGAUGGACUCGGCUGGGGAUCAUUGCUAUAUCACCUGGAUGAGUCGGACGUAGCGGCUCCGAGUUCUUCAAGCGCAAGCACUAUACCAACUGCUUCUCCAUCGACUGCGCCUUCCGGCACAACGACAACUGGUUCUCAUCCUACCGCAAUAUCCUCUGGCGCAAAAUCAACCACAGAAUCAGCCACAUCUACGACUGUCGCUGGAAGCACUACCACCUCUGUGCCUCAGUCCUCUGUUCCUUCCACCUCUUCUCUCGACGCAGGGACUACUGAAGACCCCCAGCCGACCUUGCAUCCCACCGAAGACGGCCCCCGGGAGCUCGCCCACCAGCCACACUAUUAUCACCACAUCUAUGAACACACACGUGGGGGAUGUCGUGCGCAUUACAAUUAG